UUAUGUGUGUAUCUUUAGCGUAUCUUAGUGUAUCUCCGAUACAAUACGAUACUAUCCGAUACGUAUCUUAAUUUUAACUGACCGAUACGAUGAUCGAUACCGAUACUUUAAUCCUUGGUCAUCACAAUGACAUUCCACAAUCUCAAUUUAGAUUUAGCACGGAUAUCUUUGUAUCCACAACACUUUGGGUAAGCCAUAAAAAUUGCCACUGCUAGGAAGGUCUUCCUGUCGCAUUCAAUGACUUUUCGCGGCCGGCUUAAUUGACAAUCCCAUUGAAUUCCUGUCGCACUCAUCAUAAUUUUCGACUCCACAUGGUUGCAAUUGGCUGGCCACUCGUUUCAGCGCGUGAGGGGUCUAGUGACUCUUGAAUAGUCGACACCGACUGGCUACCAAUGUUGAUGAAGAAAUGAAAUCAUGGAGAAGUCAUUUUGGAGAGGGCAAAGAUUCCUGUGACACCUGCGCCAGCACUUGCUCUUUACAGUUUCAAGGCUUCUAAUGGAGGUACAUUUUAGAAUUCCAAAUCCAGAUGCCAUGUUUUCCGUUUUAAAGCUUACGGUUUUCCUCCUAUUCAUGAGAAUUAAUGAGGCAGCCUCGCCAGGAGUAGUUGAUUUUACCUAUAACGGAUUCAGUGAUGCUGACAUGGGGCUGAACGGCAUAGCCGAGAUCACAUCCAAUGGCCUUCUCAUACUGACUGAUGCCUCCAAAAGGCCCAACAUAGAGCAGCGGGGCCGUGCCUUCUACGUUAGCCCAAUCAACUUCCUCGAUCCAUCCUCAUCCGGUGGCGCCGCUGCUCUCUCCUUCUCUACCACUUUCGUAUUUGCCAUCAUACCUAAGAAACCCGAAUUGGGCGGUCACGGGAUUGCCUUUUUCAUCUCACCCACAACAGCCCUCCCAUCUCGUAAUCUUCCAGGCCAAUAUCUUGGCCUCUUCAAUGCCAGCAACAUUGGCAAUGGCUCCAAUCAUUUAUUCGCAGUCGCAUUCGAAACCGAACAGAGCAUCGAGUUCAAUGAUAUCAACGACAACCACGUGGGUAUCGAUAUCAAUGGAUUACAGUCUGUUGAAUCCGCUUCGGCAUCCUAUUUCGAUAAGAACGGUCGGUACAAGAACCUAAGCCUCAUCAGUGGCGACUCCAUGCAAGCCUGGGUUAAUUACGAUGGUGUACACAAGCAGCUCAAUGUCACAAUAGCUCCAAUCAAUGUUUCUAAACCGGCUGUUCCCCUCUUGUCUAUGUCUCUUGAUCUUUCUCCGCUCAUGAAGGACCCCAUGUUUAUCGGUUUCUCAUCUUCUACUGGUUCCCUUCCCACUUCCCACUGUGUGUCGGGAUGGAGUUUCAAGCUCCACGGGCGAGCAAACGAACUCAAUCUCACCCAACUUCCCACGCUUUCCAACCACCAGUUUAAACAGAAAACGCCUAUUCUGAUUAUCGUGCUUCCUGUAAUUGCUGCUGUUUUAGUGUUAGCGACGAUCUUUGGCAUCCUGAUCAUGGUGAAAAGAAAGAGAAAAUAUGCACAAGUGCUUGAAGAAUGGGAACACGAUUAUGGGACUCAUAGGUUCAACUAUAAAGAUCUCUAUGUGGCUACUAAGGGGUUUAAGAACAAGGAGCUACUGGGUAUUGGUGGCUUUGGUAAGGUGUAUAAAGGUGUAUUACCCAACUCCAAUAUCGAAGUUGCAGUGAAGAAAAUCUCCCAUAACUCUAGACAAGGUAUGAAGGAAUUUGUCGCUGAGAUCGUUACCAUAGGUCAACUACGGCAUCGGAACCUAGCAACGCUCUUGGGGUACUGCCGGCGUAAAGGAGAACUCCUCUUGGUUUAUGAAUGCAUGCCCAAUGGAAGUCUUGACAAGUUCCUCUUCGAUCCAUCUAUGCCGGUGCUGAAUUGGAGUCAAAGGUUUCGAAUUAUUAGAGGUGUAGCAUCUGCUCUGUUUUAUCUGCACGAAGGAUGGGAUCAGGUUGUGGUUCACAGAGAUGUCAAGUCCAGUAAUGUUCUAUUGGACGGGGAAUUCAAUGCAAGAUUAGGAGAUUUUGGACUUGCGAGAUCAUAUAACCAUGGAACUGAUCCUCAAACAACACAUGUGGCUGGGACGCUUGGUUAUCUUGCACCAGAACUUUCAAGAACUGGAAAAGCCAACCCGAACACAGAUGUGUUUGCAUUCGGGACUUUUAUGUUGGAAGUUGCUUGUGGAAGAAAGCCAAUAAAUCCAAGAGCAUCAACAGACCAGGAUUUGGUGUUAGUAGAUUGGGUGUUCUCUUGUUGGAGCAGAGGAGCAAUUCUUGACACAGUGGAUCCAAAAUUGGGAAUCAAUUACGUAGAGAAGGAAAUGGAGUUGGUGUUGAAGCUUGGAUUGCUUUGCUCUAAUUGGGUUCCCACAGGAAGGCCACCCAUGCGACAUGUGUUGCAGUAUUUGGAGGAAGAACUUCCUCUACCAGACCUGUCAUCUCUUAGUCUGAAUGCUAAUGGCGGAACAUUUGUGGAUGGCCAAGGCUUUGAUGAUUUGGUAACGCGACUCACGGUUCCUUCACCAUCUGUUUCAGAGUGGAUACUCUCUGGAGGACGUUGAUUCUCACCCUAUUGGGGUUUGUUAUAGCAAUUGUUUGUGACGUAAAUACCAAAACCACUAUGUUUGUGA
Messenger RNA from Macadamia integrifolia, 2625 nucleotides. Its product is annotated as L-type lectin-domain containing receptor kinase SIT2-like. Gene Ontology annotation, molecular function: protein kinase activity; ATP binding; carbohydrate binding. Bases 496 to 2556 code for a protein of 686 amino acids. Gene Ontology annotation, cellular component: plasma membrane. Gene Ontology annotation, biological process: protein phosphorylation. The record is from RefSeq and is a predicted model, not a curated record. The transcript has a single exon. Lineage: Eukaryota; Viridiplantae; Streptophyta; Magnoliopsida; Proteales; Proteaceae.